GGAACCGGGGCUGCGCGCAGCGCUUGCGGGCCAGCACGAGUUCCGGGUGGGCAUGGGCUCAGCGGGCCCUGCACUCGGAGCGGCCAGCAGGCCCCGCCAGCCCCGGGCAGUGCAGGGCUUAGCACCUGGGCCAGCAGCUGCUGUGCUCGACUUCUUGCUGGGCCUUAGCUGCCUCCCCGCGGGGCAGAGUUCAGGACCUGCAGGCCGCCAUGCCUGAGCCACCCACUCCCUCCGUGGGCUCCGGCGCAGCCCAAGCCUCCCCGACGAGCGCUGCCCCCUGCUCCACAGCACCCAGUCCCAUCAACUACCCAAAGGCUGAGGAGUGCGGGUGCACAGGCGUGGGACUGGCAGGCAGCUCCACCUAUGGCCCCUGUGCAGGAUCUACUGGGUGAAGCCAGCUGGGCUCCUGAGUCUGGUGGCGACUUGGAGAACGUUUAUGUCUAGCUAAGGGAUUGUAAAUACAACAAUGGGCACUCUGUAUCUAGCUCAAGGUUUGUCAACACACCAAUCAGCACCCUGUAUCUAGCUCAGGUUUUGUGAAUGCACCAAUGGACACUCCGUAUCUAGCUAAUCUAGUGGGGACGUGGAGAACCUUGGGGUCUAGCUCAGGGAUUGUAAACGCACCAAUCAGCACCCUGUCAAAACAGACCAAUCAGUUCUCUGUAAAAUGGACCAAUCGGCUCUCUGCAAAAUGAACCAAUCAGCAAGAUGUGGGUGGGGCCAGAUAAGAGAAUAAAAGCAGGCUGCAGGAGCUAGCGGUGGCAACCUGGUCGGAUUGCCUUCUGUGCCUUGGAAGCAUCGUUCUUUCGAUCUUUAGGUUCACACUGCCUUUGUGAGCUGUAACACUCACUGCCAAGGUCUGUAGCUUCACUUCUGAAACUAGCAAGACCACGAACCCGCCAGAAGGAAGAAACUCUGAACACAUCCAAGCAUCAGAAGGAACAAACUCCGGACACGCUGCGUUUAAGAACUGUGACACUCACCACGAGGGUCCGCAGCUUCAUUCUUGAAGUCAGUGAGACCAAGAACCUACCAAUUCCGGACACAUCAGGAGAAGAGCCUUGGUGGGGUGUAGAACUGUUGAUUAUACAGUGUAUGAGUCUUUCUAUGUGUGACUUCUUCGAGUCUUCCAGAAAGUGGGUGAGAAGGAAGCCCUACUCUACUACCAAGGAGACUACAGGGAGCACAAUCAAUGGCACAUAUUCUGGAAUAACUCACUGGCUGUCAGAAAAAGAUUCUAUAGGAAAUCUGGAGCCUAACUGCUGGCUUUUGUCUGGAGAGCCUCCAUGAUCCAAGACACCUGGUGGGAAUGAGAAUUUCACAAGGAUGGAGGAGAUGGAGAGAUGCCGGUCAACGCGAGGCUCCCUGUGGGGACACUGUACAUGACAUCGAUAAUGAGGACACUGAACACAACAUCUGUAAUGAGGACACUGUACAAGACAUCUCUAAUGAGGAUGCUGUAGAAGACAUCUCUAAUCAGAACACUGUAGAAGACGCCUCUAAUGAGGAUGCUGUAUAUGACAUCGCUAAUGAGGACACUGUACAAGACAUCUGUAAAAAAGAAGAUGCUGCCAAUGAGCCAUUGACACUGGAGAAUGGUACGUACCCCGAAAUAACUCACUUCCUGAGGAAAAAACGCUGUCUGUAGGGUACAGAAACCUGAUUCUGGGCUCCUCUUGGGAAGGAGGAUUUGGGGUCUGGUGAGAGCAAAUGAUUUUGCAAGUAUAAAACAAUGUCCAGAGAGGCUGUAGGGAUGUCUGUGAACCAGAGGAAACACCAGGGGAUCCUGUGUGAAGCACCAUGGCUUCAGCUGGGGCGGGAGGAGUGGAUGGGCCUCUCUAAUGACUUAUCCUGAUGUUUGUGUUUUAAAGAUCUGUUUUUGGAGAGCAUAUCCGAUGAUGGGGAUUUGUAGGUAGGUAAUACUUUCCACGUAAGAUUCAAUGGGAGAGAGUUCCCAGGGCCUUCGGGGUAUCCAUGCUGCUUGGGAGAUUGAGAGAGGGGGCAUGAAAUCAAAAAGAAAAAAGGAAAUAUGUAUCUAAUUGGAUUUGGUCUUUUCCGGGUUUAUUGGCAUAAUAGUAAGAACUGUCUCUCUGGGCUGUGAGAGUGCUGUGUUAUUUGAAGGUGAUCUUUCCCGGAACACCUGGCCUUUUCUUUUCUGCCUCUGCCAAACAUCACAGCCUUUGGGUUGGAUUAGUCAGCACCCCUUGGGAUUGUGCAGAAGAGGUUUGGGGUCGCAUCGAGUGUCACCUGUGGCGAACAGAAUCUGAGGGACACAACUCUCUCACAGGCACUUACUUCAAC
Messenger RNA from Symphalangus syndactylus (siamang), 2301 nucleotides. RefSeq lists its product as uncharacterized. NCBI's taxonomy places the organism in Eukaryota, Metazoa, Chordata, Mammalia, Primates, Hylobatidae. The record is from RefSeq and is a predicted model, not a curated record.